CUUUGUAGUUGGGGCUGGGGCGCAACAGUUCAUGAGUCUGAUAUAUGAUCUGGCAUAACUUCAAUCCAUCACAACACCGUAGCAGGAUAAGGUACACAUUCAAGUUGCAAGGUUCUGGCUGAUUUGACUCAAAACUCCACGUAAAGGAAUCCCGAUGCACCGUUAGAAUCCAACCCAGAGUAUUUUAUGAGGAAAGGUAGUAGGGCACAACAACAUAAAAUCAAAAUAAAAAUGAUGCAUCACCCUAAACAAAGAAAUUGAACUACUAAACAAAAUGUAAGUGUCACCACAUCUGAAAAUCUAUACUGAUAAAAACAAAAAGCAAAGCAGGCUUUAACUAAUGGAAAAGUGAAAGUAAACAGAGAUAUGAAAAAGAAAGAGAAAAUUCAUCAAAAUAAAACACAACAAAUUUGGAAUAUGAAAUCAAAUAAAUUGGAAAUAUUGUUUCUAGCUAUCUAUACAGUCAUAUUCUCAUCAGACCCCUCAAAGUAAAUGAGUUGAGGGUGGGCUAUUUAAGAUGGAAACACAGGGUUUAAUAUUAUGGUUGUGCACAACUCGGACGGUACGGAAUGAGAGAAGUUGGGUGAGCUAGGAAGGUUGGGUAGAUUCAGAUGAUGAGGCGAAGAAUAAUUGAGAAGCUCCAACUGAAGAUUGAGGUUAAAACCUGCGGUAAUAAUUUUGCUUUCGGUGUUUAGGGAUUCAUCGAGAGAAGAGGAAAGCAGGUGGGGAGGAAAGGAAGAAAAAGAAACUAUAGUAGUCCAGAUGCGUAUAAGUCAAAACGCACUGUGGAAUUUAAUUUUGGCAAUUCCCUUCAAUGCCCUUCCGGGAAACACUCCCAGGGCUGCAAUUUUGAAAUGGAGAGUUUCAGAUGCUUUAAAACGUAUUAUAUAUUCUCUAGAUUCAAUACUAAUUUAUUCCCUAUUUUGUCUUUGUAAACACAAUAUUUUUCAAUUAUUUCUAUUAAUAAUUGUCAAUUAUUUGUAGACAAGUAUUUGUUACUAUUUUGGAGAUCGUUUUUAAAUAUAGGUUAUGUUUGGUUGUAAAAUUAUAUAUAUUUGAAACCAUUAAAUUUUAUAAAAAAACAUAAAUUAGCGUUUAAAAUAAAAGGUAUUGUUAUAUUUUGGCCAAUAAAAAAAUGCGUUCCAUGUUGAAUAUAACAUAAUUUUUUUAUUAUCCAGGACCUCAGUCCCACGUGUCACGUUGUGAAAACGGAGCCUACUAAAUUUUAGGGCCACCUGCAAUCAAUUUGACACCAACGAGACUUCGCCUCUAACUUCGACUAUUACACUGACUUUUACUUUGGAUAGCGUGCACCCCCCCCCCCCCACCCCAGCAGCCUUGUACCUCCGAGAACACCAAUGGACCUCGCUUGGAUUUGAAACUAGGAUCUGCAACUUCUAAUCCUUCACUGUCGUGACAGAUUUACGGUUAGGCUAUCUUACGUUUGGUUGACUUUUUAGGAUACUAAACAAGAAAUAAAGCAUAUUACACAAAUUACACAUUUAAAAAAGCUCAUCUAUAAGUUAUUUUUACAAAACAUUAAAUUAAAAAAAAUGCUUACCUUGUCAAACAUUUAUCUUUGACCAAAUCACUAAUUUUGUAAAUACAGGCAGCAGUCUAGUCCUAGAUACAUGCUCCCUUCCCUUUAACAACCAAUUAGACCCUGCCUACAUAGCUCUUAGGACUAGAGCGGCCCCUGCAAGAUGAUAGAAAAUAGGCCCACUAACGGGUGGUCUCGUGGCCCAAUUCCAGGUCCACAGGUAACCUACAGCCGGCCCCCCUAAUUAACAAAUCAAAUCAGCCCUGCGGCCCUGCUUGUAAUGUCUGGUUUAAUCUGUAGCAAAGCAAACCCAGGCACAGGCAGCAUGAAUCUUAUCAUUCGUUACACUUGUCAUCAUUUCACUUUUAAAACUUGUCAUUAUUGCAGUGUUACAAUUUCAAUCAACUUAUUGACUUUAGAGAAGAGAGAAAAUGACGAAUUCACGCAGGCCCAAGAGCGAGCGAGCGAGCCCACACCGUACUUUUUGGAUGAAGAAUCGUCUUAUCAGCCCGCCUUAAAUGAGAACGAAUCCGACGGCUUACAGGACUCCAGGAUGUUCAUCGAGAGCGAACUGGAGACGUCGAUUCUCACACCAGCGCAAUAAUUACGGUAGCAGCAGCACAACGUCCACGCUGGCAAGGGAAAAGGGGUAAAGCAAAACACAAAAAAGAGGUGUCGUGUGGUGGGGGCAAUCGUCCGACGUGGCGGACACGUCAGUCGUCAGAAGAUCACAUCCAACGGCUGAGAAAAAGCAGCGAUUAGAGACCGUCGAUUGUGGGCCUCGCCGUGGUCGUCCCCGGAUGACGUGACGUGAGGAUAGAAACUGCUGUAUAUAUAUUGCAGGAAAGAGAAAGAGAAAGAGAGAGAGAGUUUAAUUCUGCAGAGCAAAAGGUUGGGAUUUUCAGUCUUAUUUGAGAGCGACUCCAUUCUGCCAGAGUCAGAGCAACAGUUGAAAAAAUUGAGAAGUCAGUCCUCGCUCUGCUGCUGCUGCUGCUUCGUCUUCUUCUUUUUCUUCUUCAGGAUCCCAUUCCAUUUCCUCUGUAAUUUUCUUCUUUCUCGUUCGGCAAUGGCGGAAUAGGGAGGUGGGAAGUGAUUGGGAAGGGGAAUUUAUUAGGUUGAUAACGAAAUUGAUUAGGAAACUGAAUUGGGUGAUUUCAAUGGGAGGAGGGAGCGCCAUUAAUCAGCUGAAUGAGAGUUGUGGUUGAAGCUCUUUCCCUUUUUAUCAUCGCCACCACAAGGUGUUUCACGAGAGUGUGACGCUGAAACCGAUAGAGUGAGAAAGUAAGAGAGACUGAGAGAGAGAGAAAGGCGUCUCUCUCUCUUUUCACUUUUCUUCUCUCUCUCCUUCCUUACUUUUUUGUUUGAGAAGAGACGAGAGGCCGAUUGUCUUUCUUCCUUCUGCAAGGCCAUUUCCCCCUUUUGUCUGCUCCAUCUCUUUCGCUUUCUCUUUUCUUUUCACGAAGAGAACCUGAUUCUCCUCACCCAAGAGCAAAGGCCAUCACACUCUUCUAUCUUCUUCUUCUUCUUCUUCUUCUUCUUAAUUUUCGUCGUUUCGCUCACUCUCUAGAACUGAAGAUCGGACACUGAACUUGGAUUUUUCUUUUUCGUAGAGACCAAGCAGUUUGUUUUUGUCCUCACAAAACUUCUUCGCAUCCUCCUCUUCUGGAGUCAUAAUUACUCCCACCAUUAAAUUACCUUCCUCCUAUAAACCUCUACCUUCGCUGAACCGACGUUCUCGUUUCCUUCCUUCCUUGAUUCCUGCCGCAUUCUGCUGCUAAAUGCGCUUUCAUUAACUUGUGUUCAUUUAUUUAAACUCUGCUCUGCUCUUCUUCCGUUUCAUUUCAUCCGUCCUUGAGAAGAAAGGAGAAAAGGUUGAGAGAAAGAAGGAAAGAUCUGGCGGUUUUUGCUGGGUAACAUUCUCAGCCAUGGAAGCUGUUUCAACUAAGAAGAUGAAGAUGGAUUCUGGGUUUGGUUUGUUAUGAAAAUGAAGAUGACACGCGGAACGAGUCGGUUCGCGCGCCAGAUGAAUCCGCAGCAAUCUGCAGCUGGGGAAGAUUUAGUGGCGCCGGAGAAAUCGAAGAAGGGGAGGAUUAGGAGACUGAGCGCCGUUAACAGAGCCAGCAGCUCGAGUUUCGAGGAUUCUCCACCUUCGUUGAUUAUGGGAAAGAGGAAUAAUGGUAACGUGUGUGACAGAGAUGAGCAGCCACAACAGUUGCCUUCUUCUUCGUCUUCUCCUGCCAGUGGCAAUUCUAUCCACAGCAAGAGACUCAAGCUCCCUAGAAAGUUGCUUGAUGGCUGCAAUGGCGUCGGCCAUGUCGCUGUUCCAAGGAAGUUACGUUCAGCAAUGAAGAAACGAAGUAGAGAGUCUGUCUCUCCACCUCUUUCUGAUUCACAGAAGCUGAACCGUGCAACUUGUGGUGUCGAAGAAUCACGAAAAGGCAAUGGCUUCAAAAGAUCGAGACUUGACUUGGACAAUGGGCCGAUUACUAAAGAUGAGGAGGAAGUUGCUGAGGCUCUUUAUGCUCUGGCUGGAAUGUUCCCAGACAAUACCCUUACAGACAACAAGUCUAAAUUACAAAACGAUCCUCCAGAUGAAAAUACUACAGCCUUGAAGGAUGGUACUGAGGUUCUAGACCCUGCAAUUGGAGAAGAGAAUUUGAACUCCAUCUUGGGGUUGAGGGGCAAACUUCAGGAGGAAACAGCUGACAUUAGCUCUUGGGAGAUACCCCGAGUCCAGGAUCUUCCUGAUAUAUACAAUGGCAGAACUCUACCUGAGAAAAUUGUGAAUCUUGUUGGUCAAGUAAACAUGGACACUACUACUCUGGUGGCUGAAUCUGAGAAGGAAAAGAAGCUUGUCUGCAAUUCGACUAGUGCUCUCAUUCCACUCGAGUCAGUUCUUAAUACAGUAAACAAGAAGGUGCCAACCAAUCCAGAACAUUGGUUACUUGGCAGAACGAUAGAGGUUUCCUUGGAGCUGACCACUGCACAAGGGCUGCAACUGGAUAAGCAGCUUCCGGUCAAUGAACCAAAGAAAAAUGGUCUAGCUCUGUGGCCGGGAUUGUCAUCAGCAGCAUCAAAUGGUCCAUCUUCUAGUCACAGCCCUUCACUGCAAUGGUCUCCUGCUAAACUUCCUUCUUGGCUGGAUGCAGCGGUAUCUACUUCUAGGCUAGCAGCUUCCUCUUCGAAGGUCAGUGACAGAAGACCAUGGAGGAGAAGCAUGAUUCACGUUUGCAUAAGCCGUCUCAUACAGACUUUACAAACCUCAGAGGACAAAGACAGCAAUCCACCAGCUAGAGUCGAAUCCCAUGAGAUGUUGAAGCCAGGAUUAUCUAUGACGCUAAGUGACUUACAUGACACGAGGAAGGGUUUCACUGAAGUUUCCUCAACAAGUACAAGCGAAUCAGCUAGAGAAGGUAUCAGUCUGCAACCGAGGAUGAUUUGCUACAAUCAGUCACAACCCGCUCUCUUUCCUCUUGGCACGUACAGUUCUCAGAAGCAGCAGAACUUCAAUUUCAUGUCCUUUCUGCAAGCCAAUACAAGUUUCAAUGAAGCCACAGCAAAUCAGACUCAACUUCAUCCAACAACGACGUAUCUCGGCAGGCCACUGUAUGCUCCUCCUAACCUAACAACUCAGCAACUACUACUACAACACCAUCAGCAGCAGCAAGCACAAGUUCUUCAAUCACAGCUUAUGGUGGCAGCUCAGUACAGGUCAGCAGGAGCUUCUUCCCCUGCAGCACCAUCGCUGACACAUCGUUCCACUUGGCAGAACAGGAAGCAAGACCCAACAGCAGCCGGAGCAGCGAUAGCCAUGCCAUCAUAUGUUCGAGCCAUCAUCCCACCACACGAUCAUCAGCUUCACGUCAGAGUGAGAAGGCAAGGCGAUGCCUUUCCAUCAGGUUAUGAACAGGGUGGGGGAAGAGGCGGGUUUAGAACGAAUGGUGCAGCAGCAGCAGCAGCACUGCCCCUGCAACUACUCUGCGAUGAACGUAUAUGAGCAAAGAGGGUUGCUUCACCUGAUCACCAUUGUUUCAUUCAUUGUCAGUGUGAAACAAACGUUGGCCGCCCCACCGGAGGCGAUGAUUGAGAGGGCAAAAUUGGAAGGGAAAGGGUGAGAGAUGGGUUUCGGGCGAGGGAAAGCACUUCCUCUUGUACAGCCGUCUUGCAAGGAUGGCAGAGAAUUCACACAGCCAAAAACUAUAUAUAUGAAACAAAAUUUUGCAUUCACUGCUCUCUAUUCUCUCCAUGAUAGCCUGCUUCCUCGCAUCUCUCCAUUGCGCUCAAACUAGUAACUAAUGAAACUCUUUCUGUGCUAUUUGCACUUGUCAAACGUUUUAAUUUCAUACCUCAGGGCUCAGUCUCAGUCUUGGUUGAUGUUAACGGCCGGCCCUAACAUAGUCCGGUCCGGUGCACAACCGGAUUAAUUUGAAAUUGAAGGUUUCAUAGUUUUUUUAAUAGCAGAAGUGUAUUGGAUAAGAGUAUUCAAUUUAAGAAUUUAAGUAGAAGUGUAUUGGAUAAGAGUAUUCAAUUUAAGAAUUUAAGUAUACGUGAGUUCGAUGAAAAUGUUGAUUCCAAUUGAUUAGAUUAGAAACAAUAUGGAAUAAUAGCAAAAAUAUCCAAUGAUUCCAAUUGAUUAGAUUAGAAACAAUAUCGAAGAAUAGCAAAAAAAUCAUCAACACAAGAUAAUGGUGACUCAAAACAAAAUAUGAGAGUUGUGAUCAAUAACUUAACUCUAUAUGAGUUUAGCAUGAGUAAAAUUUGAUUCUUUCAAUUAAAUGUCUUAUGCAUGAGGUGAUGAUAUAAUAAGCCAAUGUUAACAAUUAACACUAGUAAGGCCAUGUUUGUUACUAUUUUAAAUUAUUGAGAGUAACUACAUAUCUAGGUGAGUAAGUUUUCAUUUUUUAAGAUAUUGGAGUAAACCAAAAUAUCACUUCAACACAACCUCAACCCUAAAUUGAUGAAAAGAUGAAGGCAAAUGGACAAAGAAAUCAAAUUUAGGUAUCGUU
This is a messenger RNA of Linum trigynum, 6546 nucleotides long. The record is from the annotation of a GenBank genome assembly. Lineage: Eukaryota; Viridiplantae; Streptophyta; Magnoliopsida; Malpighiales; Linaceae.